This is a messenger RNA of Cantharellus anzutake, 339 nucleotides long. Its product is annotated as 60s acidic ribosomal protein-domain-containing protein. The transcript has 4 exons. Gene Ontology annotation, molecular function: ribonucleoprotein complex binding; protein kinase activator activity; structural constituent of ribosome. Gene Ontology annotation, biological process: translational elongation; cytoplasmic translation. NCBI's taxonomy places the organism in Eukaryota, Fungi, Basidiomycota, Agaricomycetes, Cantharellales, Hydnaceae. Gene Ontology annotation, cellular component: ribosome; cytosolic large ribosomal subunit. Bases 1 to 339 code for a protein of 112 amino acids. The record is from RefSeq and is a predicted model, not a curated record.
AUGGCAUCCACUGAACUUGCCCCAGCCUAUGCCGCUCUCAUCCUUGCCGAUGACGGGAUUGAGAUCACUUCAGACAAGCUGGUCGCCUUACUGGGGGCUGCAAGUGUGAAGGUCGAACCGAUUUGGGCCACCCUCCUUGCAAAAGCUCUCGAAGGGAAAGAUGUCAAAGAGUUACUAUCAAACGUUGGGUCAGGAGGUGGCGCCCCUGCUGCUGGUGCUGUGCCUGGUGCGGGUGGUGCCACUGCUCCUGGUGAUGCCCUGGUAGAGGAAAAAGAAGAGGAGAAAAAGGAGGAGAAGGAAGAGUCCGAUGAAGACAUGGGUUUCGGGUUGUUCGAUUAA